Megalops cyprinoides (Indo-Pacific tarpon) is the source of this 6649-nucleotide messenger RNA. RefSeq names its product myosin VB (gene myo5b). The record is from RefSeq and is a predicted model, not a curated record. Bases 487 to 6033 code for a protein of 1848 amino acids. Gene Ontology annotation, cellular component: cytoplasm; vesicle; myosin complex. Gene Ontology annotation, molecular function: actin filament binding; microfilament motor activity; ATP binding. Gene Ontology annotation, biological process: vesicle transport along actin filament; actin filament organization. NCBI's taxonomy places the organism in Eukaryota, Metazoa, Chordata, Actinopteri, Elopiformes, Megalopidae. The transcript has 40 exons.
CAACAUGAAACAUGGUUGAAUCCAUGGAUACGGGAAGGAAGUAAAUGGGAGUCAUUGCUUCUGUAGUUUUUUAUUUUUGCUUUUUAUACUUUUCCCAUUAAUCCCUCCCCUUAAAAAUGUGCUCUAACUCACCUUUAAUUUGAGGCAUUGGCCGUACCUGUGGCAUAGGUUUAUAGGGGGAGGGUGUAACAUAGUUAGACAAUUAAGAAAAAAAAAAAAGAAACACCUGCUGCGAAGAGGAAAGGUCGGAAGUAGCUAGCUCGCUAGGCUACUAAAACGACACGGUGAAAUUGGCCGGGCUUCUUAACUCGGGAGUUGCUACCUACAUAUGGAAAAUGGCGACUGGACAACCAUUUCUUUAGAGAGAACACACUUUAUGGAAAUAUCGAUAUAAACAUUUUUUCUUGAACAAAACGAACGGAGGGGUUGUGACUUGAUGUUACAGUAUUUGUGGUGAGGCGGAGAGGGCUUGUGAGGUGGGACAAGAUGUCAGUGAACGAGCUCUACACUAAGUACACCAGGGUGUGGAUCCCGGAUCCAGAGGAGGUGUGGAAAGCUGCAGAGAUCAUCAAAGACUAUAAGGAGGGAGACCCCAUCCUGCACCUCAAGCUUGAGGAUGAAUCGACGCUGGAGUACCCUAUUGGGCCCAAACACAACCAGCUCCCCUUCCUGCGAAACCCUGAUAUCCUGGUAGGAGAGAAUGACCUCACUGCGCUCAGCUACCUUCAUGAGCCGGCUGUGCUGCACAACCUCCGGGUCCGCUUCCUGGAGUCCAACCAUAUCUACACCUACUGUGGCAUUGUGCUGGUGGCCAUCAACCCCUAUGAGCAGCUGCAGAUCUAUGGAGAAGAAGUCAUCAAUGCCUACAGUGGGCAGAACAUGGGGGACAUGGAUCCUCAUAUUUUUGCUGUGGCUGAGGAGGCCUACAAGCAGAUGGCCAGAGAUGAGAAGAACCAGUCAAUCAUCGUAAGUGGAGAGUCGGGGGCAGGGAAGACGGUCUCUGCAAAAUAUGCUAUGCGCUACUUUGCCACAGUUGGGGGAUCAGCUAAUGACACUAACGUGGAGGAGAAGGUGCUGGCCUCCAGCCCUAUCAUGGAGGCCAUUGGGAAUGCCAAGACCACCCGCAAUGACAAUAGCAGUCGCUUUGGGAAGUACAUUCAGAUCGGGUUUGACCGGCGAUACCACAUUAUUGGGGCUAAUAUGAGGACAUACCUGCUGGAAAAGUCCAGAGUUGUCUUUCAGGCUGAGGAUGAGAGGAACUACCACAUCUUCUACCAGCUGUGUGCCUCCGCCAGCCUCCCAGAGUUCAAAGACAUGGCUCUGACCAGUGCAGAGGACUUCACCUAUACAUCUUUGGGUGAGAAUAUCUUCAUCGUCGGGGUGAACGAUGCUGAGGACUUUGAGAAGACAAGGCAGGCCUUCACUCUGCUAGGUGUAAAGGACAACCACCAGUUCAGCAUCUACAAAAUCAUCGCCUCCAUCCUGCACUUGGGGAAUGUUGAGAUUCGCUCUGAGAGGGAUGGAGAGUCCUGUCACAUCUCUCGGGACGACCCUCACCUACACCACUUCUGCCGGCUGCUCGGCGUGGAGCUGGAGCAGAUGGAGCACUGGUUGUGCCACAGGAAGCUGGUCACCUCAGCUGAGACCUACGUGAAGAGCAUGUCCCGCUCACAGGCGUCCAAUGCCCGCGAUGCCCUGGCCAAGCACAUCUACGCCCACUUGUUCGACUGGAUCGUGGAGCACAUCAACAAGGCCCUGCACACCUCCACCAAACAGCACUCCUUCAUUGGCGUUCUCGACAUUUAUGGGUUCGAAACUUUCGAGCUCAACAGCUUUGAACAGUUCUGCAUCAACUACGCCAACGAGAAGCUUCAGCAGCAGUUCAACUCGCAUGUGUUCAAGCUGGAGCAGGAGGAGUAUAUGAAAGAGCAGAUCCCCUGGACUCUCAUUGAUUUCUAUGACAACCAACCUUGCAUCGACCUCAUCGAGGCCAGACUGGGAAUCUUGGACCUGCUGGAUGAAGAGUGCAAGGUGCCAAAAGGAACAGAUCAGAACUGGGCCCAGAAGCUUUAUGAUCACCAUUCAAACAGCCAGCACUUCCAGAAACCCAGGAUGUCCAACACAUCGUUCAUAGUGAUCCACUUUGCUGACAAGGUGGAGUAUCAGUGCGAUGGCUUCCUGGAGAAGAACAGAGACACUGUUUACGAGGAGCAGAUUAACAUCCUAAAGGCCAGUAAGUUCCAGCUGGUUGCAGAUCUCUUCCAGGAGGGGAAAGAGGCCCCUGUCCCCACGACCACCAGCAAGGGCUCCAGGAUCAAUGUGCGACCUGCCAAGCCUACCCCCAAAGCCCCCAACCGUGAGCACAGGAAGACCGUGGGCCACCAGUUCCGCAGCUCCCUGCAGCUGCUGAUGGAGACUCUGAAUGCUACCACCCCUCACUAUGUGCGCUGCAUCAAACCCAAUGACGAAAAAGAAGCCUUCUCGUUUGAUUCCAGGAGGGCUGUACAACAACUACGCGCAUGUGGAGUACUAGAGACAAUCCGCAUCAGUGCGGCUGGAUACCCAUCCAGGUGGACAUACCCAGACUUCUUCAGCAGAUACCGCGUCCUGAUGAAGAAGAAGGACAUGGCCAAUGCUGACAAGAAGGUUGUCUGUAGAAACCUGCUAGAGACUUUGAUCAAGGACCCAGACAAGUUCCAGUUUGGGAAAACCAAGAUCUUCUUCCGUGCAGGCCAAGUGGCAUAUCUGGAGAAGCUGCGUGCUGACAAGUUCCGUUCUGCUUGCAUCAAAAUUCAAAAGACAGUGCGAGGCUGGCUGCAGAGGGUCCGGUACCGCAAGAUCCGCAAGUCCGCCAUCACCCUGCAGAGAUACGGGCGGGGUUACUUGGCUCGCAGAUUGGCGGAGCAGCUCCGUCUCACUCGUGCUGCCAUCAUAUGUCAGAAGCAGUACCGCAUGGUCAGAGAUCGUAAGGCCUAUCUAAGGGUCCGGCAGGCUGUGGUAACAAUCCAGGCCUUCACUCGGGGCAUGUACACACGCAGGAUAUACCAGGAGUUCCUGCUCCAUCACAAGGCCAUGAUCAUCCAGAAGACAGUCCGGGGCUGGAUGGAGCGCAAGAAGUUCCGACGGGCCCGAAAUGCAGCCAUUGUGAUCCAGUGCGCGUAUCGGCGUCUGCAGGCCAAACGGCAGCUCAAGCAGCUGAAGAUCGAGGCACGGUCUGCCGAGCACCUGAAGAAACUGAACAUUGGCAUGGAGAACAAGAUCGUCCAACUGCAGAGAAAGAUGGAUGAUCAGAACAAGGAGUAUAAGAGUCAGAAUGAGCAGCUGUCAGCUGCCAACACCACUUUAGGCGCAGAGGUGAACAAGCUGCAGAAAGAGCUCGAUCAGCUUCGCAGUCGCCAGGGCGACGGCAGUCAGCUGAACUCCCUGCAGGAGGAGCUGGAGAGGCUAAGGGUGGAGCUGCAGGAGGCACACACCCUGAGAAAGAGGCUUGAAGAGGAGCACAGCAAUGAGAAGGAGGACCUGGAGCAGAGGGUUGAGGAGCUGGAGAAAGAGAACUCUUUGCUGAAAGAGGAGAAGGAGGAGAUGAACCAGAGGAUCCUCAACCAGUCAAGAAGCACGGAAGACCAAGAGAGCAGUGAAAAGGAGGCACAUCUGCAGGUGGAGCUUGACGAGGAGAGACAACGCUACCAGAACCUGGUGAAGGAGUUCUCCAGACUGGAGCAGAGAUAUGACAACUUGCAGGAGGAGGUUUCCCUGGCCAAGUUCCAGCCUGGCCACAGGAGAAACCCCUCAAACCAGAGCAGCCUGGAGUCGGACUCCAACUACCCCUCCAUCUCCACAUCUGAGGUCGGCGACACUGAGGACUCCAUCCAGCAAGUGGAGGAGAUGGGUCUGGAGAAGGCAGCGAUGGACAUUAGUUUGUUCAUGAAGUUGCAGAAGCGUGUUAGGGAGCUGGAACAGGAGCGGAGGAGGCUGCAGACCAAUUUGGACAAGAUGGAGGAACUGGUCAAGCGCAAGGGUGCUGAGAACAAAGGUUCCACGUCGGAGCAGGACUACAGUGCAGACUCUGCCUACAACAGUCUCAAGAGGCAAGAGCUGGAGUCUGAGAACAAGAAGCUCAAGAAUGACCUGAAUGAGCUGAGGAAAGCGGUGGCAGACCAUGCCUCUCAGAGCAGCACCAAUGAGCUACAGGAUAGUUACAACUUGCUGCUCAACCAGCUCAAGGCAGCCAAUGAGGAGCUGGAAGUGCGUAAGGAGGAGGUCCUGAUCCUUCGGACCCAGAUUGUCAGCUCAGCCCAGCAGAAGGAUACGGACAAUCACAUUGAGACCAAUAGUGUACCAGAGUGGACCAACAGCAACAAGCACAUGGACAAGGAUGAGGCCCUGCAGGCAUACCAUGGAGUGUGCGAAUCUAAGAACAGGGCACAGGACUGGGGUUAUUUAAAUGAAGAUGGAGAGCUCGGGCUGGCUUACCAGGGGUUAAAGCAAGUUGCCAGGCUGUUAGAGGCACAGUUGCAGUCGCAGUCCCGACAGCACGAGGAUGAGCUGGAGGCCUUGCGGACGCAGAUUGAGCUCCUAAAGGACGACAUUGAGAGGAAGCAGGAAUUGCUCAACCACACGCUGGCACUCUCCCCUGAUGCCCAGGUGGAGUUCAGCAUCCAGCAGGAGAUCACACGGCUCACCAACGAGAAUCUGGACCUGAAAGAGCUGGUGGAGAAGCUGGAGAAGAAUGAGAAGAAACUGAAGAAGCAGCUAAGGAUCUACAUGAAGAAAGUGCAGGAACUAGAAGUGUCCCAGGCGGCAGCAGUGCAGCCAACCAGGGCUCGACCUGAGCUGAGUCGCCAGGUGACUGUCCAGCGCAAGGAGAAGGACUUUGAGGGAAUGCUGGAAUACUGCAAGGAGGACGAAGCUCUGCUGGUCAAGACCCUCAUCACAGACAUGAAACCCCACACUGUGUCAGCGACGGUGCCCUGCCUUCCAGCCUACAUCUUGUUCAUGUGCAUCCGUCAUGCAGAUUACAUCAAUGACGACCAGAAGGUGCACUCACUGCUCACCUCUACAAUCAACUCCAUCAAGAAAGUCCUCAAGAAAAAUAAUGACGACUUUGAAAUGACCUCCUUCUGGCUGGCCAACACCAGUAGACUCCUGCACUGUUUGAAACAGUACAGUGGGGAUGAGGCUUUCAUGACUCAAAACACUCCUAAGCAGAACGAACACUGUUUGAAGAACUUUGACCUGGCAGAGUAUCGUCAGGUGCUGAGUGACCUUUCCAUCCAGAUUUACCAGCAGCUCAUCAAGGUGGCAGAGGGUAUUAUGCAGCCCAUGAUUGUGUCAGCCAUGUUAGAGAGUGAGAGCAUCCCCAGCCUGGCAGGGGUGAAGCCCAUGGGAUACCGCAACCGCUCCUCCAGCAUGGACUGUGAAGGGGGCGGACCGGGUGGCUACACCCUGGAGGCGCUGAUCCGGCAGCUUGGCCAGUUCCACACCAUCAUGGGUGGGCAUGGACUGGACCCAGAGAUAGCUCAGCAGGUGUUCCGCCAGCUCUUCUACUCCAUCAACGCCGUCACCCUUAAUAACCUGUUGCUGCGCAAAGACGUCUGCUCCUGGAGCGCCGGCAUGCAGCUGAGAUUCAACAUCAGCCAGAUGGAGGAGUGGCUGCGUGGGAAGAACCUGCACCAGAGUGGGGCUGUGGCCACCAUGGAGCCCCUGAUCCAGGCAGCGCAACUUCUGCAGGUCAAGAAGAAGACAUCUCAGGACGCCGAGGCCAUCUGCUCCCUCUGCACGGCUCUCACCACGCAACAGAUUGUGAAAAUCCUCAACCUGUACACUCCACUAAAUGAGUUUGAGGAGAGAGUCACAGUGGCCUUCAUCCGAAAUAUCCAGAGUCGACUGCAAGACCGGAAUGACACACCACAGCUCCUGGUGGACACCAAGCACACCUUCCCAGUCCUGUUCCCAUACACACCCUCGGCUAUGAGCCUGGAGACCCUGCAUAUCCCUGCCUGCCUCAAUCUGGACUUCCUCACCAGAGUCUGAGGCCCCUGCCUCGGUCUGCCUGAGCGAGGCCAUGGUCUGAGUCUGGUGGUGUAAAACCCAGCAGCAUCACAGCUCCCAAGGCCCUGUCUGUCUGCCACCUUUUCCUAGCUGCAGCAGGCCUUGGGCUCAUUGACUUAAACUGGAAAGGAAUACUCUCUUCCAUGACUUAUUAUAGAGUGGCUACACUUAAGGAUCUGUCUGUCUGAACUGAGAACUAUGCAGGAUCCCUGUCUCCUAUUUGUAAACCCCUUUCUUCUUUGAGCCCCCCUUGGCCUCUGAAGUGAGUUGACCAGGUAUAACGGAUCUAGAACAUAGAACUAUAACAUCUACAAUAUCUUCCCCCAGAUUUGUGCAGGAAUGGGGGAGGAGAGAUGCUAGGGAUACUACAGAGCCUGAGUCAUCCAUUCCUUUCCUGACAACACGAGAAGAUGACACCAAAUGUCUGUGUUUUGCCAAGUCGGGUGAGCUUUCUGCCUGGUAACAGGUUUAGAACAGGGAGAGAUUCCUGCUAAGCUCUUCAUUGCUCUUGGUAAACAUCGUAGGAUGGGGCAAGAUAAUGCACAACAAACGGAUCUGGAAUUCCGCUUGAUUUUUUAUCUCUGAGUUGGCCCCUAUA